CUAUGGAGACUGUUGUCCUAUGUCCCGCUGAUUUUAGUUUAUGUCCCGCAACGAUCUCACACGGGAUCCUACCUUGCCGGGAGCUAAGUGUUUGGACAUCUACUGAGGUAGACAAAGGUACACAGUUCCUACCAUGGAAGGGAAGCGUCAAGGCGGAGAUUCUUCCGCCCUUUCUCCGCCUUCCAGAAUAUGAUCUCCGCCAUAGGUUCGGCCUCCAUGAUGAGAUCAAGGAGGACUCCGGACUCCCUGUCCGCCACUGUAACUGGGUUCGGUUCCUCCGAUACUCCCUGGUUAUGACACCAGAGGUCAACAUCAUAGGAUCCAAGAAUAUUGCCGGAGAACCAGUCUUCGAGGUCAUCCGUUCCCUUGAGCCAGGCAGUGAACUGGUCGCGUUCCUUGUUCCUGAAUCUCCACAGGAACUGAUGCUUCUGCCUGCAAUACAGUUCCUGAGACAAACCUUGUUCAAAACCUAUAUAGAGAACGUACUCCAUGAGAGUCCACUAGAUCUCUCCAGGUCAUUAAUCAAUCAAUCAUCUCCGUCUCCGGAUAUUAGUCAACACUCCAUCAAAUCAGAGAAUACAGAGAGUGAAGGAAAUAUUUCAAGAGAUACAAUUUCUACAAUUUCUCCGCCAUUAAACCGGUUAAAUGUAAACAUAAACAAUAACAAACUAAAUCCCCCAAGAAGAUCAAAAACAAUGCUACCUUGUGAUACAUGUGGGAAAAUAUUUGACCGACCUAGCCUGCUGAAAAGACACAUUAGAGUCCACACUGGAGAACGGCCUCAUGUUUGUGAUUUAUGCAACAAAGGAUUCUCAACAAGCAGUAGUUUAAACACGCACAGAAGGAUCCAUACCGGGGAGAAACCGCACAGAUGUGAGGUGUGCGGAAAAACGUUUACAGCUUCCUCUAAUCUUUACUAUCACAAGAUGACCCACAUAAAGGAGAAACCGCAUAAAUGUAAUCUCUGUUCUAAAUCCUUUCCAACUCCUGGAGAUUUAAAAUCCCACAUGUACGUUCACACCGGUACAUGGCCAUACAAAUGUGAUAUUUGUACACGAGGGUUUGGUAAAUUAACAAACUUAAAGAACCACAUGCAUCAGCACGAGGCCGGAGGCAGGCUGGAUGUAGAGGACGAAAGUUCGGAGGAUAUCCAGGAUACACUGGAUACACAGGAUACAUUGGAUACACAGGAUACACAGGAUACAAGUCCUAUCAAGGAUUUUCUUCUAAAUAUGGUAAAAAGCCAGGUUGAGCAGCCCAGGAUGGAAGAGAGUAAAACUAUGGGUUUUCCAAUCCUUUUCCGACCAAUUAACAUGUAGAUUUACAAUACGUCCUCAUAUACAUCAGCUCAUGUUUCUUCAUUUGAAAAACGGCUUUAUAAACAGUUUAAACAAUCUUGUGAGAAAACAUAUUUAGAGCUCAUGAUAUUGCAGGAUUACAGCACUCAAAUAUCUGUGAUUUAGUAGCAAAAUAUAAAAAUUUGUCCUUAAAGGAGCCAAUGAUAAUUCAAAUAAACUGUGAUUGAAUAACUAGAAUAAAUAUCAUUAUUGAAAUUGUUAAAUAAUAAAAUAAAUUUUCAUGUCUUU
Eurytemora carolleeae is the source of this 1586-nucleotide messenger RNA. Its product is annotated as zinc finger and SCAN domain-containing protein 2. Bases 3 to 1319 code for a protein of 438 amino acids. The record is from RefSeq and is a predicted model, not a curated record. The transcript has 2 exons. Gene Ontology annotation, cellular component: nucleus. NCBI's taxonomy places the organism in Eukaryota, Metazoa, Arthropoda, Copepoda, Calanoida, Temoridae.